Messenger RNA from Chara braunii, 1107 nucleotides. The record is from the annotation of a GenBank genome assembly. Lineage: Eukaryota; Viridiplantae; Streptophyta; Charophyceae; Charales; Characeae.
GCGCGUUAGUCCUCUCAGCAUGUAUCGACGACCAGUUUGUAAUUUAUGUCAGUUACUUGGGCAUUUCAUACGUGAAUGCCCCUUUCGGAAUUUGCCGAACGGUGUUGAGAUGACAGCCAAUAUCCGCAACGAUAUGUUGGGUUCUUCAAACUCUUCUUCAUCUUCAAAUGGGGGUAUUCUUCCAGCAUCGGCACAGGCGGAUAGUACAUCUAAUGCCAUCGUCCCUUAUCAAGCAUCACAGAUUAGGAGCUAUGGUGGUGAUAAUGGUUACUCCAAUGGAGGCGGUUACAACAAUGGAGGCGGGAAUUUCAAUAGCGGUGGUAACUACAACGGCGGUUACAACAAUGUGACCAGUCUGAAGACUGAAAGUGCGCACAUCCGUAACGAGUUCAAGGAUUUGCGAGAUGAGGUUGUGUACAUACGGAAUGAAGGGAAGCGGGGUAGCGUGGCGCUUACCGAGAAGAGUCCACUUGGGGAGCCGUUGAGGGGCAGGGCUAAGACGAGUGAGGCCAUGUAUACUCCGAAGGAUCUUGAAGUAUUGCAUAAGGCGUAUAAAGACGCCUUGGUGCAGAAGGAUUUGGCUCUUCACGAGGCUGAAGUGCUCAAAGAGCGUAUGGCUAGGAUGGGGGCUUCGAAGUAUCGACAAUCCAUUCAAAAAUAUGUCUUGAGAAAGACAACUCCAAGAAGCUUGAAAACAGCCAUGAACGCUGUGGAGAUCGAAUCUAAUGGUGAGAAGGAUGAGCAGGAAGAUGGUGAGGCCAAGGAGAAAGGUCGCAUUACUGUUGACGUGGCGCAUGAUCCGGAGGAAGAGAUGCUCAAGAAAUUCAGGGAGAAUAGAAUGAAGGAAAUCCACGCGGGAAAGAAGGCCGAUCUCGAAAAGUUGUAUGUGGAGGAGGAGAUAUCCUAUAUCAAGCUUGAUCAGGCGAAGACCGAUAUUGUCGAGAUUCCUGCACGGCGGGACUAUGAUGAAUGGUUGAAGACGAAGAAGACUCAUGAUGACGACGAUCAACACCAUGAUUAUGCCACCUCUGCGGAAGAUAUGAAUGAUGAGUGAGAAGGCGCCCUGAGCGUAUCACACUUGUAAGGUUUGGCAUUGUUUUGUCGUGA